AACACAUAUGUUUAUAAAUAAGUUCUUGGUAUAGUAUAAAUCUGCUUAGUAUCUGUAGCACGAGAAUGAGAAAUAUAGAAAUAACCUAAAAAAAUAACUUAGAACACCACAAGAAGUAUACAAGGCUCAGUGUAUACAGCGGAACACUGAGAAGUCACGAGAGCAGCGAUUAUAAAGUGAAAAUGGAAGUUUCUUUUAUUUUUAUAGAAAACUUAAAUAAAUACAAUUAAUUUGAAAUUUUCAAUUUAAUAUAACUUACUUAUUUUAAUUUUGUAUAUACUUUUAUUUUUUUUUUCACUAAUUACUUUCACCUCUAAUUUUUUUAUAUUUUUUGUGUUUUUUUUUUUUGGUUUUUGCAUAAAAGAAGGAAAGAAGUCUAUUGGCAUCGUCACUCUCGUGGCUACAAUCCAUGACAGUUGCAAUAUUUUCAGCCCAACACUGUAGUUUGUAUGAGUUUUUUACGAUUAUAUCAACAGAGAGUGAGAGAGAGAGAGAGAACGGCAAAUGAAUGCCGACAAAAUUUACGCGAAAUUACACAGACGGAAAUGCAUGUAUAAAAUGGUAGGUCGCUGUCACUGAAGCACACAUAUUUAAGAAGCCUCAACGCCGCCUAACAUCAUCCUUAGUUUUCGGCAAGCAAAAAGUAGUGAAAAAACAAAAAAAAAAAAAAACAAUUUGUUGACAUUUGACAAGAGAGAAAAAAAAACUAUAAAUUAAAUCAUUGUCCAUAUAUUGUUUAUAUGCGUACGGUUAGCUGGCAAAGUCACAAAGUGUUCAAAAACCAUAAUUAUGAAGGUGCUCGAUGCUUCAGCAAUAGUACACGCUCACAAUUGGCCAUUCGUCUUACUGGUUUCGCUCAUUUUACGCUGUCAAAAUGCACACAGCGCCACACCAGAGCGGCAGCGUUUGAAAACUCUGGAAUAUGCAAAUCAAUACAAGUCACCGGCUUGGUCCAAUACAGCCAAUACACAGCACGAUGAUUCAGUCAGAUUGUUUAAAGUACAACAACAACAACAACAAAAAUAUCAACCAUCAAAAUUUAAUGGUAUCGCACAAAAUUAUCAAAAUUAUAGAAGCACAGACCACUAUGAGCGUACGUUAUAUGCAGCUGAUAAGCCGCAGGUAUAUUUUAAAGCUUACCACCAACCACAACAAGAUAUUGGAAAAAUCGAGACAGAAUAUCAAGAUACUGAUGAUAUUUAUCAUGUAGCAAAGCAGAAAUAUGUGAACCAAUAUAGUUUGCCAGCAAACACAUAUCGACUACCUCAACACGUAAGCAGUCAAGCGACACGCCCACCAUUGGCUGCACAAAUUUUAUACGCUCGAGAACCGUUGUCACAGCACGAGUCUGCAAUCGCAACAAACAAACAUAAAAAUCAUUCCAAUCAGUUACUACAUGCACCAAAACGACAAACUGAAAAGGGCACACAUCCUGCCUAUAACAAUCAAUUACCCUAUCCACCGUCCUUUAUUAGCAUCACAACAACAACAACAACGCAAUCACCAACAUACAACACACGAGAGAUUGGUAUUGAGACCGAUCUGAAUAAGAUCAAUUAUAUUCCCGAUGUUUUCGCCAAACGUCAGCAUACUUCAUUAUUAGACUCGUAUAUACCCAGUUGGGUGAUGGUGCGUAUGUUGCAACAACAUAAACGACAACAACAAAAACAUAAAUUGCCUAAAUUUGUUGCAACACAUACUUUGGCGUAUCCAAUAACAAAAUCGUAUGCCCAAAAGUAGACUAUAAGUGUAGUUGCUAUAUGCGCAUAGUCUACCUUCAGGCGCAAUUAAUUUCGUAUUUUUCCAGUUAUUGUAUAUCUGAAUUUAUAGUCAUUUACUGAGUUAUUCAUAUAAUAAAUAAAUUUAAAUUAACACCAA
This is a messenger RNA of Zeugodacus cucurbitae (melon fly), 1878 nucleotides long. RefSeq lists its product as uncharacterized. The coding region runs from base 790 to 1740 and encodes 316 amino acids. The record is from RefSeq and is a predicted model, not a curated record. The transcript is spliced from 3 exons. NCBI's taxonomy places the organism in Eukaryota, Metazoa, Arthropoda, Insecta, Diptera, Tephritidae.